Botrytis cinerea B05.10 is the source of this 964-nucleotide messenger RNA. RefSeq lists its product as hypothetical. Gene Ontology annotation, molecular function: DNA-directed DNA polymerase activity. Bases 151 to 759 code for a protein of 202 amino acids. Gene Ontology annotation, biological process: DNA synthesis involved in DNA repair; DNA-templated DNA replication. Gene Ontology annotation, cellular component: delta DNA polymerase complex. The record is from RefSeq and is a predicted model, not a curated record. NCBI's taxonomy places the organism in Eukaryota, Fungi, Ascomycota, Leotiomycetes, Helotiales, Sclerotiniaceae. The transcript is spliced from 2 exons.
AACACCCAUCGUCAUACUCCAAAAUUAUCUAGCAUCAAUAGAGAUUCAGCAUAUACAAUAUCAUCAACGUCAAUCCAUCUCCACAUAUACCAAUACCCAUAACCAUACCACUACCUCAUCACCCAAACACUCACACCCACAAAAACAACCAUGCCCACCACCCGUCGCAGCAGCGGCCCCGCCCAAAAAGGCACUCAAAAAACCCUCUCCUUCACCAACACCUCCAAGAUCUCCAAAGCGGCCAGCACCCCCAGCACACUCAAAACCCAAUCAUCCCUCAUCAAACUCCCAAGCCCUAAAGACCUCACCAAACCCUCCCCCGCAUCUCCAGAACUCAAACCCACCGCCCUCGCAACCACAUCUCCCAAAUCAUCCUCCCAGCCCCAAUCCAAACCCAAACCCCAAACCGCCCAUCAAACCCUCCAAACCUCCCUCGCAUCGCAAAUCACCGAUGCCAAAAUCCGCAAAUACUGGAAAGCGCGCGAGGAUCUGCGUUUAGCGCCUCGAGUACACCAACAGGAUUUAGAAAUCAGCGAGAAGAUAUUGAGGGAAUGGGAUUGUAUGAGCCAAUUUGGUCCCGCAAUCGGCAUCCCCCGCACCAAACGCUGGCACCGCGCCUCAAAACUCGGUUUAAAUCCACCCCUCGAAGUCCUCGCCGUUCUCCUCAAAGAAGAAGAAAAGAAAAACAAGACCGUAGAAAGAGCGUAUGUGGAUGAAUUGAUGGGGGCGAAAGGAAUUAUUGGAGGAGAUGUGGUAUAAUUAAAAUUAUGAGAUCUGGGCACGCUUUGGGAGAGACAGAGAUGAGAAUCGAGGAAGUGGAGAGACAGGGACGAAUCGGAUCAUUGAGCAAGGGAGAGAGGGAAAGGGAGAAAGAGGCGAAACUUCCAAUCUGGGAGGUGUGAAAGAAGAACUUACGAGGACAAGAGUGUACGAUAUGGGAGGAUCUUUAGAAACAGGACAUACA